GUGGAGCAACAUUUAAAAGAAUGACGAUCACAUUCCAGAAAUCAAAGUUCGUCGGUGUGAGCUGAGCUGCAGACGUGUCCCGUGUCCAUCGAACAAAGCUUAAAUCGACUUCCAUCAUCCAUGUUUAAAGUUUCAGAAACUGAAGAGUUUCUGACAAACAGCGAUAUGGCUGCUGCCAGUCGUGUCCGAUCUGAUCAGUUCCUGUGUUCCAUCUGUCUGGAUGUGUUCACCGAUCCAGUCACCACAUCAUGUGGACACAACUUCUGCAACUCCUGCAUCACUGAACACUGGGAUGAUAGUAAAAACUACCACUGCCCCCUGUGUAAAAAAGAAUUUUACCCCAGACCUGAGCUCCUGGUUAAUACUCUGCUUUCAGAGAUGGCGUCUCAGUUCAGACGUGAAGCUCAACAUGAAUCAAACAUCUACAGCUCAGAUCAACAAGCUGCCAAACCAGGAGAAGUCCCCUGUGACAUCUGCACUGAAACCAAACUGAAGGCCCUCAAGUCCUGCCUGGUGUGUCUGACCUCCUACUGUCAGACUCAUCUGGAACCUCAUCUGACAGUUUCAGGACUGAAAAGACAUCAGCUGAUCCACCCUGUGGAGAACCUGGAAGACAGGAUGUGUAUGAAACAUGAUAAACCUCUGGAGCUGUUCUGUAAAACAGACCACACAUGUAUCUGUCUGCUCUGUCCUGUUUUAGACCACAAGAAUCAUGAGUUUAUUCCUCUGAAAGAAGAACAGAAAGAACAGAAGACAAAGCUGAAGAAGACAGAGUCUGAAAUUCAGCAGAUGAUCCAGGAGAGACAACUGAAGAUCCAGGAGAUCCAACACUCAGUGGGCCUCAGUAAGAAAGCUGCAGACAGACAAAUAGCAGAAGGUGUUGAGGUCUUCACUGCUCUAAUGAAGUCUGUUCAGAGAAGUCUGAACAAGCUCAUUGAGGAGAUCCAACAAAAGCAGAGAACCACAGAGAAACAGGCUGAAGACUUCAUCAAAGAGCUGGAACAAGAAAUCUCUGAGCUGAAGAAGAGAAGCACUGAGCUGAAGCAGCUCUCAGGUUCUGAAGACCACCUCUACUUUGUCCAAAGAUUCAAAUCUGUAAACGCUGCUCCAUCCAUGAAGACCUGGAAAAAGGUCAGCGUUCGUCCACCAUCAUAUGAGGGGACUGUGGUGAGAGCUGUGUCUCAGCUGGAGGACAAACUCAGAGAAGACAUGAAGAAAAAGGUGGUUCAUACUGAUCUGAAGAGAGUCCAACAGUACGAGGUGGAUGUGAGUCUGGAUCCAGACACAGCACAUCCUAAACUGAAACUGUCUAAUGAUAAGAAACGAGUGCAUCAUGUUGAUGAAAGGAAGAACCUCCCAGACAAACCACAAAGAUUUUCAGUUAAUCCAUGCGUUUUGGGAAAGCAGAGUUUCUCUUCAGGCAGGUUUUACUUCGAGGUUCAGGUCAAAGGAAAGACUAAAUGGACUUUAGGAGUGGUCAGAGAGUCCAUCAACAGAAAAGUGCAAAUCUCAGUGAGCCCUGAGGAUGGAUACUGGACCAUCUGGUUGAGAAAUGAAAAUGAGUACAAAGCUCUCGAUGCUGCUCCUGUCAGCCUCUCCUUACUGUCUGGUCCUCAGAAGGUGGGGGUGUUUGUGGAUUAUGAGGAGGGUCUGGUCUCCUUUUAUGACGUGGAUUCUUCAGGUCUCAUCUACUCCUUCAUUGGCUGCUGCUUCAAUGAUAAACUCCUCCCAUUCUUCAGUCCAUGCAUUAAUGAUGGAGGUAAAAACUCUGCUCCUCUGAUCAUCAUUCCUGUCAGUCACUGAGUCAUGUUGCAUAUUAUUAAAUCAUUAUUCUAACAAAAAAAGUAAUCACAUUGUAUGUUCAGUGUCUUGCUUCUGUCAACAACAGUGAUGAUAAAUUACUAAUGAUCAUUACUGGUCAGAAUCUCUGUAAUUAAAGGUAGGUUAGGAGAUCCUGGAAAAACAGUUUGAGCAAGCUACAUUUUGAAAAUACACAAUUCAAAAGUCCAAACCCCUUUCUUCAGACUUCCCCCCGAAGUCACGCUUCCAGAGAACAGGAACACGCAAUGCUUGUUCCCAAGGGUUCACAAGCACUGCACAGCAUCGAUCCCUCCAUGGAUCCGUGCGUACCUCUGAAUUCAGGUCUGCAGGUCUCAUCAGUAUAUUAGAUCAGACGUUGGACUUUUCACUUGUUGUUUUGAUACAUGUUCAAAGUAAUCUCAAGCUAGUAAGAACAGCUGAUUGUAGUACGACUGAUGUUAGGCUAACAGCCCACUAAAGUUUGUUUUGAACGCUGUAAUCUGUUCAUUUCACUAUUAUUUUUGUUGGCAGAACAGCCCCAAUUCAUAUCUAUCUGACUUAGUUAGUGACAAAACAGUUUGCAAAAGAACUUUAGAUCCUAAUAUAUCUAAUAUAGCCAAGCUCUGGCUUUGUCUUCAUUUCUUGUAUAAGUGCUCCAAGCCUCUGAGAACACAUGAUUUGUGCACAAAGAGGGUACACGCACAUGGGGGAGGGACAAAUAACAGUUGAGUUUGAUAGACAUAUCACCAUUCAAUCAUUUCAAUGGGCCGGUUAAAAUGAUUGGAUGGUGUUUUUUCAGUCCUGUCCGUUCCACAGGUGACUACUUUUUUUUUUUUUU
Molecule: messenger RNA, 2638 nt
Organism: Sphaeramia orbicularis (orbiculate cardinalfish)
Lineage: Eukaryota; Metazoa; Chordata; Actinopteri; Kurtiformes; Apogonidae
Product: E3 ubiquitin-protein ligase TRIM21-like
Exons: 2
Coding region: 121-1803 (560 amino acids)
Molecular function (GO): zinc ion binding; protein binding
Source: RefSeq, a predicted model, not a curated record